Aspergillus nomiae NRRL 13137 is the source of this 4464-nucleotide messenger RNA. Its product is annotated as putative ABC bile acid transporter. The transcript has 4 exons. NCBI's taxonomy places the organism in Eukaryota, Fungi, Ascomycota, Eurotiomycetes, Eurotiales, Aspergillaceae. Gene Ontology annotation, cellular component: membrane; fungal-type vacuole. Gene Ontology annotation, molecular function: ATP binding; ABC-type peptide transporter activity; ATP hydrolysis activity. The coding region runs from base 1 to 4464 and encodes 1487 amino acids. The record is from RefSeq and is a predicted model, not a curated record. Gene Ontology annotation, biological process: transmembrane transport.
AUGCUUCUGAAUAAAGAAAAUGAUGCUCUUUAUUCUUGCCAUUCCGUUUGGGACUCGGCCAAUGCCCGGUUGUCAGCAUGUGCCAUGCGAUAUGUCUCUCUCAUUCCGGGCAUCAUAGUCUUGGUCAUUGGAUUGAGCCAUGCGCUCAAUCGUUCUUCCUUGGUUCGCUGUCCAAAAUGGAUGCGGCCUUUCGUUGCUGAACAGCCGCCAUGUCCUGAGCUGCCAUCAGAGAGGCCAAGACAAAGAACGGGAUGGGUGAUUGCCCUUCUUGCGUUCUCAACAGUUGGAUUCGCAGCUGAGGUCACGAAAAUUGUGCCAUACGCGCCCACGCCGACCAAUAUUAUUCUCCUAGUACCUUGGGCAGUUGCAAUUGUUUUGAUCGCCAUAGAACGCCCAAGGUCCUGUCCAGUAUCGAUGCUGUCUUUCUUUGCUGCAGAGCUGGCCGUGGAAACGGCAUUCAUACUAAAUCGUGACGCUUAUGCAGUGUCGAGGGUUUAUACUCAUUACAUUGCCGCUAGUGCUGACGCUGCUGCCUGCGCAACUAUCCUCUGUAUGCCAUUUCGCGGACCCUCACUUCCCCGCGUUGAUAUUGGCGUCGUGGGCCAACCGCCAUCGAGCAAAUUUCGCAGCCCCGAGGACAACUUACGACUUUGGCAAUUUCUUACUGUGUCUUGGAUGGCCCCGCUGAUGGCAGCCGGCAAGAACAGACAGUUAAAUGAGGAUGAUGUUUGGUUCUUAGGUUUCGAGUUUCAGCAUCGUAGACUGCAUGAACGGUUCCGCCAGCUCCGUGGAUCUGUCAUAUCUAGGCUCCUUCAAGCAAAUGGCAUCGAUGUCCUGAUCAUUACCGGAAUCUCUACGGUGCAGAUGCUUUGUGACUUUUCAACUCCCGUGCUUCUGCAACAGCUCCUCAAGGCAAUGAGCGACCCUAACGCACCAAAACGUGUUGCCUUGACAUACGCGUUGCUGUCAGUAGUGCUUCGUUUGGUUGCAGCACAGUCUCAGGUAUUGAACCUUUGGUACGGUAGACGCUGUUACGAACGGAGCAGAGGUGAAAUGAUCAUGAUGGUAUAUGAGAAGGCAUUAUCGAGGAAGAAUAUCUUCGAUCAGCAAAUUACAGAAAGAGGGAGCGAAAACGAGUGCCAGCAAAGUGAGGACAGUAACGGUGAAGUGGCGCCCAAUACUAAACAGAGGAAGCUCUGCGGACUAUUUCCGCUGCGACGGGCCACUAGUAAAGAAAAAGGGAAGACCGCGGCUUCCAUGGGAAAGAUAUUCAAUUUGUUACGUGGAGAUGUCUACGAGGUUGCCCAACGGUUCUGGGAAGUCGACACUUUGGUCGACAAACCCCUCGGUCUUGUCAUUGCCACAGUCCUCGUCUGGAAAUUGCUUGGGCCCUCCUGCUUUCUCGGGAUCUCCGCUAUCCUGAUAGCUCAGAUCUUAAACGCUUUCAUAACACGUAUUCUCCUUCGAUGGGAAAGAGUGCGCAGAUUAGCAACAGAUACUAGACUCCAGAUAUCGUCUCAGUUCGUGGAGGCCCUUCGCCAUCUUCGCUGGUAUGGCUGGCAAAACCAUUGGCUCAGUCAGGUUAUGGAUGCCAGGCAAUCUGAAUUGAACCUUCGCAUCGUGACUAGUCUUUUCAAUGUUUUAAUCCGCUUUGUCAACACCUUCGCCAGCGGCCUUUUCCCGGUCGUGGCCUUGUAUGCUUAUACAUUGCUGGCUGGGAACCCCCUACGUAUUGACAUUAUAUUUCCAGCAUUGCAGCUCUUCACGAUGCUGGAGCUUCGACUAAGAGAAAUCCCCGGUCUAAUAACAGUGCUUAUCAAUGCCUCUAUCGCCAUGGAACGUAUAGAGGACUUUAUGGCUGAACCUGACAAGCAGAAACAGGCAGCAAUAGGAACGAACGCUGAAGCCCCACUCGUGUUGGAUUCUUGUUACUUUGCAUGGCCUGGUAGAACAUCACCUGUGCUCUCUGAUAUCAACUUGAAGGUUUCACGGGGGUUGACAGUCAUCUGUGGUAAAGUAGGGGCUGGGAAAUCAGCACUGCUUCAAGCCUUACUCGGUGAACUUGAUAGACUGAGUGGUGUUUCCGAGACCCCCAGUGAGAUGGUCGGAUAUUGCUCUCAAACUCCAUGGUUGCAGAGCAUGAGUAUCCGUGACAAUAUUCUGUUCUCCUCCGCGUAUGAUGAACGUCGCUACAAACAAGUUCUCGAGGCCUGCGCAUUACUUCCAGAUCUAGCCAAUUUCAAGCAUGGCGACCUUUCAUUUGUGGGUGAGAAUGGUAUUGGCCUCUCGGGUGGGCAGAAAGCACGUGUGGCUCUUGCACGGGCAGUUUACAGUUCUGCGACAAUAUUAUAUCUUGACGACCCUUUAUCCGCCCUGGAUCAUAACACGGCAGAAACCAUAGUUCGCAGAUGCUUCUCUGGCCCGUUGAUGCAAGAUCGCACAGUUGUCCUUGUUACUCACCGCACCACUUUGGUACGUCAUAUCGCAGACCAAAUUGUUCACCUUCAUGAUGGCAGAGCUACCAUAGAGGAUAGGCAAUCCAUUUCCUCAACCCUUAGUAUCGAUGAUACAGAAGAAUCCUCUUCGUCCCAAUCUACGGAUGAUGAGACUCCAGGUGAAACAGCAGACCUGGAUGAUAAGGCUGCAGUGCCAGACAAGUUUAUUGAAGAGGAACACCGGGCCGAAUGGGGAGUGAAGGCCAAGGUCUACUGGAACUAUAUAAGAGCUGGAAAGUACAAGUGGUGGCUGGUCCUUGCGGUCUUCAUAACCAUGUAUCGUCUCGCCGCUGUUGGUCAAUCCUGGUUCCUCAAGGAAUGGGGCGAGGCUUACAAUCACGGCCAACCGGUUGUAUCAUUUGGCUUCUCACCAUCUUACAAGAAGGCUUCCAUAGGAGGACUGGGAGAACCACUAGUCCUCCCGCAGGCGCUCAACUGGAAGUCAGGGAACCCAUUUGACAAAUUUCCGGCACCAGUUGAAGAUGUCCGACCAUGGCUUGUGGCAUUCUUUGCCAUCACAGUUUUCCAAUCACUAACAAUUCUAGUCUCGCAGCUCAUGAUGAUUGUCAUAGUUUACUGUGCGGGGAAAACAAUGUUCCAGCAGGUCAUGCUGCGUGUCAGCCAUGCCACAUUCCGUUUCUUUGAUGUCACUCCUAUUGGGCGUUUGAUGAACCGGUUGACAUCCGACAUCGGUGUGGUUGACGGCAAUAUCAGUGAACAAUUCCAGCGAAUAUUCUUCCAGGCCAUUGUGUGGGUUUCUUCACUUCUGGUCAUUGCCUCAGUUACACCGACGUUUCUUGCCUUUUCAUUUGUCCUGACUGCCGCCUUUAUCUUUACUUUCCUGCGGUUCCUCCCAACGUCACAAAGCUUGCGACGGCUGGAGAUGGUGUCUCUGAGUCCACUAAUCUCUAACUUUGGAGAACUGUUGCACGGUCUAACUACUGUCCGUGCGUUCCAUGCGGAAUCGCGCUUCCAAGAUAGAGUCAUCGCAGUUGUGGAUAAGUUUCAGGGCAUGGACCACUUCUACUGGUCGCUCCAGAGCUGGCUGAUGUAUCGUUUCGAAAGCUUAUCUGCGCUUUCAACGUUCUGCCUGACUGCCAUUGCAUUAUACACGAAUGUCACUCCUGGCCUGGCGGCGUUCGUUUUGAUAGCAGCGAAUAACUUUGUGGACUCUACGCACGCAUUGUGCAAGCAGUAUGGCCAGCUGCAGAUGGAUUUCGUCUCGGUUGAGAGAGUAGACGAGCUUCUACACAUCGAGCAAGAAUCUCCAGGGACCAUUGAGCCACCGGCAUCUUGGCCGAAAUUCGGCUCCGAUAUUGUCUUCGAGGAUGUUACCAUACGAUAUGCUCCCCAUCUAGAUCCAUCACUGAACAAUAUCUCCCUCCGCAUUCCCGGCGGGUCCACGACAGCCGUCAUCGGCAGAACAGGAAGCGGGAAGUCUACCCUCGCAGUGUCACUGCUUAAUGUGAUUCGCCCAGAUGGCGGCCGCAUCCUAAUUGACGACCAUGAUAUUGCGCAGGUGAGCACCCAAGCACUCCGGACCCGGGUAACAUUUGUUGCGCAAGACCCUGUUCUUUUCCCGGGAAGCAUCCGUCGCAACCUCGAUCCAACUGGCGAGUACACAGAUGUGGAGUGUGCCGACGUCCUCAAACGCAUCUGCAGCAGACACGGCUGGAACUUAGAGACACAUGUUGAAGCCGGCGGUCGAAACCUUAGCCAGGGCGAACGACAACUAAUCGGCCUGUCGCGGGCAGUCUUGCGUCGGAGCUCCAUUGUCAUACUCGACGAGGCAACAGCGUCCAUCGACCACGAGAGCUCGCUGGAGAUCCAGCAAGUCCUUAGAGAGGAAAUGAAAGAGUCGACUGUCAUCACUAUUGCGCACAGAUUGGAAGCCAUCAAGGACGCGGAUUACUAUGUUGUGCUGGACCAGGGACGAGUAUCCCAACAAGGAUACGUAAGGGAUAUGUGA